Messenger RNA from Astyanax mexicanus (Mexican tetra), 5027 nucleotides. It is a transcript of the gene asphd2, whose product is annotated as aspartate beta-hydroxylase domain containing 2. The transcript is spliced from 5 exons. Lineage: Eukaryota; Metazoa; Chordata; Actinopteri; Characiformes; Acestrorhamphidae. Bases 1902 to 3029 code for a protein of 375 amino acids. The record is from RefSeq and is a predicted model, not a curated record.
UUAGCUGUGUUUUGGGGGUCGGCUCUGCUGCAGAGCCCCUCAGUAACCCGGAGGUCCUGUUGCACUGCGGUGUUUACAGCGCUGAUCUCAGACCUGCAGCUCAGGUGCCCCGUGGUGUACCCUGCCUUUCUGCGCUCGUCUGGGCGGAAAGCAGAACAGCGGCAUCAACCCCCACCGGCUGGACGCUGCCACACACACUCUUGCUGUCUCCACACACACACUUAAACACACACACACACACUCAAACAGAUCUGGCUGCACCAAAGUCUCAGCAUACAGCUGCACCAGGACCCUCCUGUCAGCUCUGAAACGAGUCAAUGAUGGACAAACGCAGGAGAAAGGACAGUUCAGCUGGACAUGAGCUCAAACACACACCAUCCUCACUGCCAACAGACGCGUGAUAGAUGUGUCUGUGUGUGAGUGUGUAUGUUAGGGCUGUCACUGUUAUUUCUGUUGGCAAAAAAGUAAAUAAUCAAAUCCUAAAGGCUUCUUACAUAACACUGUACCAUAAAAAUAGACUGUUGUUUUGAUAUGGACGUAGUUCAGUCAUAUUCUCUCAUAUAAUCAAACACAUUAUAGAAAUUAAAUAUAUUUUAUCUAAGUUUUGCAGUCUUUACAGAAGAGUGUUCACUGACAGAGUGAAGGUGUGAGUUGUAUGUCAGGAGUUUAAAGCUUACACUACACACCAGAUUACCUUUAACAACUUGAACACUUGUUUGUAGGCUAAUCACAUUUGGCUAAUCAUGCUGUCUUUAGUGCUUUAGAAGAGUUUUGUUUGUUGUCAUAGUUUCACUUGCAGAACUCAACGAAACUAAGAGUGACGUUACCAGAAAUGUUAGCAGCUGGGAUAAUAACACCCACAGCUCAUAUCUAGUAGCCAAGCUAAAAAAAGUCCAGUCAGAAUUUGGGCCUACCAUAAACCAGGCUAAGCUAGCCCCAUCAGUUAGCAACUAAUUUAGCCUGGAGUUGUUGAUCAAACCGGAAUAACGUCUGUUCAUGUAUUUCUGCUGUUGUAAGCUAAUGGAAGUUAAAUGUUUUGCUAUGGCAGCUGAUAAUUUAAAGUGAUUUAAAUUUCUGUAUGUGGGUUUUUGGAAAUUCCUCACUCGUAAUCACUUAUAUUGGCUGAGAACACUUGCACAUUUUGGGGAAAUACUGAAUAAGCUAGGCUAGAUACUGGCUGUUUCUCACUGGGUAGUAAAUAGUUCAUGGUAGUUAUGGAAUAAUUUAUAUUAGACAGAUACUUCUUAUUUCAUACUAGCUACUAAAUUAUUUACAGCAAUUGCUAAAUAAUGCAGCUUUCACACUUGAUACAGAAUAAUUCACACUGGACACUAUAAUUCACAUUAAAUGUAAUCAGUAUAUCCAUCAUACUAAAUGCAUAAUUAUUUGUACUAGAUACUGAAUAAAUCACACUGGAUGCUGAUUAAUGCAGCUGCCCUGUAUAAUUCAUACUGCAAGACUACAAUCUAAAAAAUCCACAAUAGAUGCUAAAUAUUUUUUAAAAUAAUUCAACGUUGUCCUGUAUAAUUUAUAUUUGAAGAUUAGAACCUAAAUAAUAAUAGCUGAAAAAUAAUUUUUAAAAUAUACCGAGUAAUUCAUACUAGACUUUGUAUAAUCAACACUAGACACUGAAUAAUUCAAACUAGAUUCUGUAUGAUCCACACUAGACACUAAAUAAUUCCUACUAGAUUCUGUAUAAUUCACAAUAAUCACUGAAUAAUUCAUACUAGAUUCUGUAUAAUACUCACUAGACACUGAAUAAUUCAUACAGGAUUCAAAAAUAAAUUAUACGGGGAACUGUAUACUUAUUAGUGAUUACUGUAUUGAGGUGUUAAUCAAUGAUUUCGUAUUUUUUAUCGAGUUUAAUCGAGUGACAGCCCAAGUAUGUGUGUGUGAGUGUGAUGGAGUGGUCUCUGGAGAGGAUGCGGGAGUGGGUCGCAGGAGGGAUGCAGUCUGUGCGGGAGUGUGAGGGGGGUGCCCUGGGCACGGCCCUCUGCCUGGCGCUGCUCUUUAUCUGGUACUGUUACCGGGUGGGCUGUGAGCACAGCGUGCCCUCUCUCCGGGGAGGAUACACGCCUGAAGGCCGCGGGGGCGGCGCCCUGCCAGCCAGCGUCCUGACCGCUGACCUCUCCAACCGACUAGCAUCAUCUAAACUCCGACAGGUGGGCGGAGUUGGUGGAGUUGGGGGUGGGGCUACUGAAGAAGAACUGAACGGAUUUGCAUACUGCCAGUCUCCGGAGUGUUUCCGCUGCUCUCGGCCGGGUGAAGGCCUGAACCAGAGGCUCUACCACAGCCUGCAAGAAUACGCCAAGCGCUACACCUGGGCAGGUAUGGGCCGUGUGCACAAGGGCGUGCGAGACCAGGGCCGCUACCUGCUUUGCAACCGUCCGUCCAUCCAGAAGCCUGAGGUGUUCUUCCUGCCUGACCUGCCCUCUGCACCGUUCUUCUCCCGUGAGGCUCAGAAGCAUGAUGUAGAGCUUCUGGAGCGCAGUUUCCCUGCCCUGUUGGCUGAGUUCGAGAGUGUGUACCGUUUGCCUCCGUCCAGGACCGGAUCCUCACUCCCUCCUGGCUGGAAGGCCAACAGCACGCCCCGGGGCCAGUGGUGGACAUUCUACUUGGUGAACCAGGGCACCCCCAUGGCCCUGAAUGCCCGCCGGUGCCCGCGGGCAUGGAGGGUCCUGGGACAGCUCCGCACUUUCAUCGCUAAUAAUGUCUUUGGAAAUGCCUGCUUUUCCGUCCUGAGCCCCGGAGCCACCAUUUCUGAGCACUACGGCCCCACCAACGUCCGCCUGCGCUGCCAUCUGGGUCUGAAGGUGCCCUCGAACUGUGAGCUGGUAGUCGGUGGGGAGCCGCAGUGUUGGUCUGAGGGAAGCUGCCUGCUGUUCGACGACUCAUUCCUGCACACGGCCUUUCACGAUGGCUCUCCUGAAGAUGGUCCCAGAGUGGUCUUUAUGGUGGAUCUUUGGCAUCCAAAUGUUGCGGCAGCUGAGAGGCAGGCACUGGAUUACAUCUUCACUCCGGGACGCUGAGAAACAAAGAGAAAGAGAAGCAGAGAGAGAGAAAAAAGAAAGAGGAGGGUAGGAUGGGUGAGCUGUCAUACAUACCAAUGGAAGCUAGUCAUUGUUGAUUGACGGGACUGAGACUGUACUAAGACUGAAGCGAAUUAUAAAAGUUGCACAUUGUUCUGUACAUAAGUGUGUUCUGAAGAACCCUCGCGGUUCUCUGCUCAGAGAUGCUUCUGACCCAAACUCAUGUACAUUAUGGAUGUUUACAGACACAAUCCAGUCUAAAAAUAGUGCAGUGGAAGGGUGUGAAACUGUUCCCUGAGUGAAAACACGUUUAGAACUAGACGUUUCUUUCUUCCUCUUGAAUCACAACUGUACUUUUUCAGGGUAGAAAUGAAGUGAAACACGUUUGAACCACAAAGACGAUGCACUUUUCAAACUGGUGGAAAAGCCAGGAGUGAUUGUAUGGAAAGCACACAAUUAUCUUGCUCUGCACCUUCAUGCCUGCAGGGGGCGGUGUAAACAGGGGUAAACUAAAGCGGACGGUAGGGACAGCGACUCUGGUGUGUUUACAAAGUGUUUGUGGCGAGGAAAGAGAUGCACUACCAGCUAUUCUGUAUAAAAAUCAACUUUCGUGUUGUACUGCAGUAGGGAGAGGUCGUUUUUGUCGCUCCAAAGCCUGCUUUCCUCAGUCCUCUCCUCUGUUCUUACCCGUCCUGUCGUCCAGAACAGGAUGAAUCAAGCGCUUUGUAUUUCUGUACAGUAUAAAAGCACCGCAAAACCACAUCUGAGACUUUACACCAGAUAGAGUGGAUUUUAUAUUCCAAUUUUUAAAGAAAGUUCGUGAAAUAUGUAUAAAAACAUAGUUGUGUUCAAAUUUGAGUCGUGCACUUGUUUCAUUUGCACAGGUUUGCUUAUAUUAUGCGUAAGUAAUGUAAUGCACUCAAUUUACUCAAAUCCCAAGUGCAUAAAACAUAUUCCGUAAAGUUGAGCAAACUGAAAUAAAAAACAUUAAUAAAUCUGUGUUUUAGAUGAACAAAUUCAGAACAAGGUUUGAUGUAAAACUGUGCUUCAUUGUGGACAAACUUUACAAUUCAGAUUUCUUUGCAGUGGUGAUGAAUGGAAGACUAUGAAAGCACAAAUAUAGCCAUUAUGUCUAAAUCCACCAGUUAACCUACACAUGUAUUUUGAGUUUUACAUGAAGAGUUAUUAAUGGUAAAUUAAUUGCAAUCCUAAUGUUUUCUUUAGGGACUAUUUUUUGCCACACCACACCUGGCAGGAUUUAAUAUCCCUUCAUCCGAAUCUUCUCAGAACUAUGGUAAAACAGUGUUUCAGUCAUUUGACUGAUUAACUUUCUAACCACACACAUCCAGUAAGAGUCCUUGGGUAAGACUCCUAUAACAUUAUUCUACCUGUGUAACAAGUAAGGGCUCUGGGUAAGAGUGUCACAUAAAUACUGUAAAUGUAAUUUAUUAAAAAAGAAAAUGAUGCACAUUUUGUGCUCGCUAGCUUCCAAUCACUGUUAGCUAGGGUAGCAUGCUUGGUUAGACCAUUUCAUUAAGGUUUUCACUGUUUAGAAGCACACAUACUAACCAAAACAUAGCGAUCAGAAAUCCCACCCCCCUAUACAUAUUCAUAUUUAAUAAAAAAAAAUGUGUACAGUGGGAUAAAUCCACUCCCCUGUCUGGUGGAACGUCUAAUUUGAAGUUUACAGGCGUAGCCGAUGUUGAUAUGAGCUUAGGCCGAGCUGUCUCAUCCUGAGCACGGGGCUUCAGUGAUUGCUUCACAUUUUGUGCUAUUGGUACAUUCCUUUUGUAAAGAGAAAAUAUAUACCGAAGCGUUUGGGCACACAGUGUUGUGGUCAGUGGCGUUUUAUAGCGUUGGGUGAUCUUUUGCAGCGGCGUUUGGGUUUCGGGGUUUAUGAUGAUAUUCCUACUUCCAUGUUUCCAGACGUGUGUGCCAUGGGCGUGUUUUACUACAGCUGAGCGAUGAUGUGUGUUUAAUAAAGAGCCCAUUAUAAAA